AUGAGCACUCCAAAACAGCGACCACCUUCUACAUGCGUUCAAAACUUUCAUUCGUGCUUUUCCAAAUUUUCUCAAGUUGCAAAUAUACCUACAUUCAACUACGAGAUCGAUGCUGAAGCGGAUAUGGUAAUCGUCUUGAGAACUCUGAAUGCUAGCUUUGCGUCUUCGAGCCCCGCUGAGGUUGAAGUGAGCAUUACAACGUUUGACCAGGGACUUGCUUCUGAAGAUACUGACCAGGCAACCUCCGUCAAAGUUGCUAUUGCCCCAGAUGAUGAAAGCGAGUCAAUCCUGAACGACAUCAAGGGAGACGAAAUCUGGUCCUGCGUCUUCCCACGCCACCCGAUAUCGAUAUUAUCCACAACGAGCGUAUGCUGCUCCACAAUGGAGCGUGUGCUGCGAAAGCUAAGCUCUACAAGGCGUGAACGAGGCCGAAUGCUACUUAGCGCACGGAAUCCCGGAGGAAAAUUGCAGGAUUAG
This is a messenger RNA of Exserohilum turcica Et28A, 477 nucleotides long. RefSeq lists its product as uncharacterized. Bases 1 to 477 code for a protein of 158 amino acids. NCBI's taxonomy places the organism in Eukaryota, Fungi, Ascomycota, Dothideomycetes, Pleosporales, Pleosporaceae. The record is from RefSeq and is a predicted model, not a curated record. The transcript has a single exon.